AUGUUAGGAUAUUUCUCACAUAUAAAAUAUAAUAGAAAAAAACAGAAACAAAAAUCGACACCAUAUUUCAUUAUAGAAAAUGCCGAAAAAGAACAAUUACUUUCAUCCUAUUCAUCUAUCUAUCAUAUCUUUUCACCACCACUUAAAAUUUGUAUGUUACGAAAGAUUCGUUGUCGACUACAAUCACAAACAUCCUCAUUAUCGGUAAAACCAUUCAAACAACAAUCUAUUGUUUGUUUAUUAAAUGAAUCUCAAAAUUGUUCUGAAAAAUUACCUUAUCAAAAUAAAUUUUCGAUCAAUCAUGUUAAAAAAUAUCCUAGUUUAAUUGCUAUCGAUAUUGAUAAUAAUGAUUUAUCACGAGAACAAUUCUCAAACUUUCAUUCUUCGAUAGAAAAAUCAAAAUCAAUGAAAGAAAUUCAAUUUUAUCGAAAAUCAAUUAUUAAAUUAGUUAAUAGUGAUACUUCUCAAACAGUAUCAUCACAUUAUUGUCAAUAUUCAUCUUUUUGCAUUCAAAAACAAAAAAGUGAUUCGAUAAUAUAUAUUCAACAACAAAAACAUGCUGUUGAUCAUUUAUACUAUUUCAAUUCAAAACAACAAUCAUUUCCUAACUAUUCAUCACAUAAUACUAAUUCAACAACAUAUGAUUCACCAGUAUUAAGCGAAACGAUUAUUGAUACAUUAAAUUCAGAUAGUGAAAUUUCGACUUUAGCUAAUAAAAAAUCUGAUAAAACAUGGCGACUUAAAAUUCAUGAUGAUUUAAACAAAGAUGGUAGUCGUCAUUUUGUCAUGCAUAAAGAUAGUGAAGAAUCUAUACGUAAACGUCGGGAUAAUAAACGUAUGAAACGAUCAGAAGAAAAGAAACGAAAAAUAAAAGAAAAAAUAUCAAAAGCAAAUGAACGUUGGCAAAAAUAUUCUAAUAUUGAUUAUGAACUUGUUUUUUUUAUUUCACGUUAUUAUGAUCAAUUACCGUUAUGUUCAAAUUGUCGAAAUUAUUUUAUAACUCAUCAAACACAAUUUUUAGCUGAAGAUCCACGUGCAUCAUUGGAUUAUGCAGCUGAUACUGUUCUAAAAUCUUCAAAUGAUAAAACAAUAACAAUGAAACAAGCAGCUAAAGCAAGAUUAAUCAAAGAUUAUGAUAAACAAACAGAUAUUAUAUUUCAUCUUUGUGAUUCAUGUUUAACUAAAUGUGAACAAAUUCGAAAUGAACUUAAACAAAUACGUUCUACUCAAAAAAUGUCAAAUGAAUUAAAUUCACCAAAUGCUAAUAUAAUGCCAAUGGUAGAAUCCGAAGUACAUUCACAGCAACAUACUCCUUCAUCGCCUUCUAACAUUCCCACUUUUAAUAAUCAGUUUUUUCCAUCUAUUAUUUCCUCACCUUUAUCAUCAUCACCACCACCAUUUACUACAAAUGUAGUUCAACAAGAAAAAUUAAUAUCGCCACCCUUUCAUAAUACAAUGACUGAUAUGAAUCAACUUUAUAUGAAUAAUCUAAUUCAAUAUCAUCAAAUAAAACUAGAAGAAUUCUAUCAACAAAGUCAACAUAUUAUUCUUACACAACAAAAUUAUCCAUCAACUAUUAAUGAUCAACAACAACUACAACAAAAUCUACAAUUUUGUAUACAACAAAUGCAAUAUCAUUGUUUAGAAAUAUUACAUCUUCAAUAUCCUAAUUAUUCACUUUCAUUUCCAUAUCUUCCAUCAUAUAAUUUACAAAAUUUGUCAUAUCGACAUCAACAAAUCGAAGAUAAUAGUGAAAGUUGUUCAUCUACUACUGAGAAAAGUGAUAGUAGUAUUGAUGAUAAUAAGAAAUAUUGUUCAGAUGAAUAUCAUAUAAAUGAAGAAUCAAAUGAUGAUCGGUUAACAAUAAAAACAUGUCACGGACUUGUUGAAUAUUGUAAUGCACCAUUAGAUGAUUUUAUACGUGGUAUUCAAGUAUUGAAAUGUCUUAGCACUUUUAACCGUUAUUCUUGUUGA
Adineta steineri is the source of this 1974-nucleotide messenger RNA. The record is from the annotation of a GenBank genome assembly. Lineage: Eukaryota; Metazoa; Rotifera; Eurotatoria; Adinetida; Adinetidae.